UUUUUUUUUUAUAUUUUCUUUCUUUCUUUCUUUCCUCACUUCAUUCCAUCGAUUUACAUUUAAUGACUACUCGCAACAAAAUAUUGAUAACAGGACUUCCAGGUAUUGAUACAUUUCAAGUAGUUCAAGGUAUAUUUACUUCUUCUGGACAAAAGAUACCAACAAAGAUCAGCACGACUGUCGAGGAACAACAGAAACAAAAUGAUCCUAUAGCGGGAGUGAUUGUACCAUGGACAAUCGACAACAAGUAUUACACGGCAUCCAUCGACUUUUGGCUAGAUGAACCUGAUUUGGAUUCACUGACAGAAACUAUUGAUGGUUAUGGCAAGAAAGAGAAUGGUGUCACUCAAGUCAUCGAUGCUUUCAUUUAUGUAUUCAACAAAUAUCAACAAAAUAGUUUUGACCCUAUCAAACAAUGGAUGUCCUUUUUAGAAGUAUGUGAUCCAUCCAUUCGUCUAUGUAUUGGAAUGUCAUCAUCAAUGGAAACAAAAGCAACUCAAACAACAACAACGGAUAGUUCAUCGACUGAUGUAUUUGAAGAUUGGUGUCUGGAGAAUCAAUUCGAUUAUAUAGAUAUGGAUCAGCAACCAGAAAUACCUAUGGAUAAAAAAGGAUAUGACCUGGUGGUGGAUGCUUUACAUACAAAUAUGUGGGAUGGAUUAGUACGCAAAAAUGGACAGACAAGUAGAAAGCUCCCUGAUGUGUUUGAAGCCGCUCUUUCUGAUAAUGAUGAUGAUAAUGACGACGACUUUGAACAAUCAUUGAAGAACAUAGAAGAUGAUGGUGAAGAAUGGAUCAAAGAAAUUGAAAAGCUGAAACUAGAGCAUGAUAAGCUAAGAAAGAAAGAUGAAACAAGAACAUUGACAGCAAGUGGCAAGGAUAUAUUGGACUUUGACAAUGAUGAUGAUGAUGAUGAUGAUGAUUUUGAUAUGCCAUCAAAAGAAGAGAUUGGUCGAAUGCAUGAUCAAUUAUUUGGAGAUAUUGAUCAAGAUGAUGGACUGGACAAGGCACUACAAUCACUUCAAGCCAUGCGAGAAAAAGGAAAAGAUUUACCAGAUGAAGAACGAAGGAAGAUGGCGGCUCAAGUAGCAUUGUCAUUUGCAGCUCAACUCGGACUCUAGGAAGGCAAUGGAAUUUUAUAUUGAUGAUGUAUUUUAGAUUGUUUUUAUUUUAUUAUUUUUUAUUUUGAAUAAACA
This is a messenger RNA of Halteromyces radiatus, 1196 nucleotides long. RefSeq lists its product as uncharacterized. The coding region runs from base 63 to 1121 and encodes 352 amino acids. The transcript is spliced from 6 exons. The record is from RefSeq and is a predicted model, not a curated record. NCBI's taxonomy places the organism in Eukaryota, Fungi, Mucoromycota, Mucoromycetes, Mucorales, Cunninghamellaceae.